Molecule: messenger RNA, 1529 nt
Organism: Zingiber officinale
Lineage: Eukaryota; Viridiplantae; Streptophyta; Magnoliopsida; Zingiberales; Zingiberaceae
Product: tetraspanin-10-like
Exons: 11
Coding region: 349-1152 (267 amino acids)
Biological process (GO): auxin-activated signaling pathway
Cellular component (GO): plasmodesma; plasma membrane
Source: RefSeq, a predicted model, not a curated record
CUCGAACUUUUGUCAGGCCUCACUGCAGCAUCUCACUAUUAGUAUUAGCUUUGCCCAGCCUUAAAUCCACCGCCGCCCUCAUUGCCCCCUCACUGGAGAUCUCUAGGCUUCUUCUCUCCGACCGUCUGUGUCUGCAAUCCUGUGCCCCUUCUCUCUUCUUCGUCCCUGCUUCGUCUCCAGGAUACUAAGUCAAGAGCACCUUCACCAACGGGAGAAGGGCCAGGUGCGGUUGGGAAACAUGAGCACAAGCACCAGCACCUUUGUCAUCAGGUGGAUCAACUUUUUCACCAUGAUAUUAGGAAUAGGAGUAAUUUUCUUUGGAAUAUGGAUGGGCGUCCAUCAUGAUCAAUGCCGAAGGUCGUUGACCCUUCCUGUCAUGGGUCUUGGUGCAUCGAUUCUUUUAAUAUCAUUUAUUGGUUUCCUGGGAGCUUGGAAGAAUGUUGUGGUGUUUCUCUGGGUGUAUCUUGUCAUGUUGUGCUUGAUUUUGAUUGCGAUCAUGGUUUCCACUGUUCUUGCGUAAGUAUUAUAUUAACUAUUCAAUUUAUUAUCUCAGUUACGAUAAGCAACUAUUCCUACUUCUUGAUGAAUCAAAGGAUUUCCAUGAUUUAUUGUAAAGGAAGGUUUAUCAUAACAAAUAGCGGUUCAGGUCAUGCUGUAAAUGGACUGAGGUACAAGGAGUACCAUCUUCAAGAUUACAGUCCUUGGUUCUUAAAGCAGCUCAAUGAUAGCAAACACUGGAGGCAUUUAAGAAGUUGCCUAGUCAAAUCUGAGGAGUGCAACAGUUUGCCAAAAAGAUUCAAGACUCUCAAGGAAUAUAAACUAGCAGAAUUAACCCCUAUAGAGGCCGGGUGCUGUAGGCCACCAUCAGAGUGUGGAUAUCCUGCAGUAAAUGCUUCCUACUACGACCUUAGCUAUCAUCCUGUGAGCAAGAACAAGGACUGCAAACUGUAUAAAAAUGCACGAAGUAUCAAGUGUUAUGACUGCGACUCUUGCAAGGCUGGAGUUGCACAAUACAUGAAGAUGGAGUGGAGAAUUGUUGCAAUUUUUAAUGUGAUUCUGUUUGUUGUGCUGUCAUUUGUGUACUUCAUCGGUUGCUGUGCACGACGGAACGUCUCAAGGAUCCACACGCCAAAGAUACCCAGAAGACGGUGAAUCAUCCUCUAUUCUGAUGCUCAUCUUCUGGGCGAGUCAUUAAAUUAGUUCAUAGAUUUUGAUGGAGCAUAAUUCUUGGUUCUAAUCGUCCUCACCAGAACUGUGUUAAUAGUGAUCGCCUUUAGUAGUUUGCAGAGUCAUGAUUUGCGAGAUGAGAAACUUGUUGGUUUUCUCUUAACUUUUGUUGUUGCACUAAAAAUUGUUGCGAGAUGAGAAAAUGAACUUUUGGAGAACUAGACGCGAAGAAGAUUUAUAAAGCUUUGUAGUGCAAAGAGCGUAGAUUUGUUAGACAUUUGCAUGAAGGAUAUGAAAAGGUUUCAUAAGAUUAUGUUAUCAAACAUGUUUCAGAUUAAUUUUAAUCUUGUGUAUUUCACAAA